This is a messenger RNA of Thlaspi arvense, 2395 nucleotides long. The record is from the annotation of a GenBank genome assembly. Lineage: Eukaryota; Viridiplantae; Streptophyta; Magnoliopsida; Brassicales; Brassicaceae.
GAAGAAGCAGUUUCUCAAAAGAAACCACCAUUUUUCCUUUCGCGUCUCCGAGAGAGAAAGACUGAGAAACUUCUGAGAGAAAUGGAGCGCGCAAUGUCACUACCCUGCGUAAUCGCCGGAAUUCUCCUCAUCGGAGUGUUUAACGAAGUCGACGGAACCCAGAUUCUGUCGAAAUCAAAGCUCCAGAAGUGUGAGAAGACGAACGAUUCAGGGAAUCUCAAUUGCUCAACUAAAAUCGUCUUGAAUCUCGCUGUUCCCAGUGGAUCCAGCGGAGGAGAGGCUUCGAUUGUAGCGGAAAUCGUCGAGGUUGAAGAUAAUUCGAGUACCAAUAUGCAAACCGUACGGAUCCCACCGGUCAUAACAGUGAACAAAUCAGCAGCUUAUGCUAUUUAUGAUCUAACUUACAUUAGGGAUGUUCCUUAUAAACCUCAAGAGUAUCACGUCACCACUCGAAAGUGUGAGCCUGAUGCUGGACCAGACAUUGUACAGAUAUGCGAAAGGCAAGGAUGUUACGAGAUGAGAAAGGUAACGUUCUGGAGCAGACUGAACCAGUGUGUUGUCCAUGUGGACCGCAGCGAAGAAUGCCUUCAUCUUGUGGAGACAUUUGUAUUUGAGAAGAUGUUCAAAGGAAAGGCAAACACUGCGCAUUGCCUUCGCUUUCCUGGUGACUGGUUCCACGUGUUCAGCAUUGGACAACGGUCUCUAGGGUUUAGCAUCCGUGUGGAGUUGAAGACAGGAACUAGAGUUUCAGAAGUGAUCAUUGGCCCUGAAAAUAGAACAGCUACUGCAAAUGAUAACUUCCUAAAGGUUAAUCUCAUAGGAGACUUUGCUGGUUACACAAGCAUCCCUUCUUUCGAAGACUUCUUUCUUGCAAUUCCAAGAGAGGCGGCUGCAGAGGGACAACCAGGGAACUUAGGCGGGAACUAUUCAAUGUGGAUGCUGCUUGAGAGAGUGAGAUUUACAUUAGAUGGCUUAGAAUGUAAUAAAAUCGGUGUUGGCUAUGAAGCUUUCAACGCUCAACCAGAUUUCUGCUCUGCACCAUAUUGGAGCUGCUUGCAUAAUCAGCUAUGGAACUUCCGCGAGUCAGAUGUGAACCGGUUGAACCGGCACCAACUUCCUCUGUAUGGACUUGAAGGAAGAUUUGAGAGGAUCAAUCAACAUCCGAACACAGGGCCUCACUCGUUCUCUAUUGGAGUUACUGAAACACUCAACACAAAUCUAUUGAUAGAACUAAGAGCUGAUGAUAUUGAAUACGUAUACCAGAGGAGCCCUGGUAAGAUUAUAAACAUUGUUAUACCGACAUUCGAAGCACUUUCACAAUUUGGAGUUGCUUCAGUCACAACCAAGAACACCGGUGAAGUAGAAGCAUCUUAUAGCUUAACGUUCGAUUGCUCCAAAGGUGUGGCUUUUGUUGAGGAGCAAUUCUUCAUAAGUAAACCAAAAGAAGUGACAACUCGAUCUUUUAAGUUGUACCCUACGAAAGAUCAGGCUGCAAAAUACUUAUGCACAGCUAUACUAAAGGAUUCUCAGUUCAGCGAAGUAGACAGAGCCGAGUGUCAAUUCAGCACGACAGCUACCGUACUCGACAAUGGAACGCAGGUUACUAAUCCAUUUCAAAUUCCAGAGACUCAUCCUAGAGGCUUCUUUGAAUCGAUUAGGCUAAUAUGGACGAAACUCGUGAAUGGUUUGAUCGAUUUCAUCACCGGAGAAACUUGCAGAAACAAAUGCUCGAGUUUCUUCGACUUCAGCUGCCACAUUCAAUACGUCUGCUUAAGCUGGAUGGUUAUGUUCGGCCUCCUCCUCGCCCUGUUUCCAACCACUUGUGUUCUUCUCUGGCUCUUGCAUCAAAAGGGACUAUUUGAUCCAUUCUACGACUGGUACGAAGAUCAUUUUGAUUCUGAUCAUCAUAGAUUGUUAUUACACACCAGAGAAAACGCUUUAAACCGCCAUCAUCAUCGUCCUCACCAUCACAAGCAGCAUCGCCAUGGUUUGGAAACCAGUAACCAUCAUCGUAGGAGGACACACAACAACCACAGACGCAAAAACCAUCAUCAUGGGCAAGAAGACGACGACGUUUUGCAAAAGAUGCUUGAGCGUGACCACAACGAUUCUCACUAUUACCGCCAACUUCACCGAGUCCACAGAGAUAACAAGCAGAAGCAGCGUAGGCGAGGAGGAGGCAAGCACGGGAUCGUCGUGCCACGUGAUGUGCACGUGGAUAGACGGAGGAGAGAGAGGCCGAGGGAGAAAUAAGAGUAGCUAUUGUUGUUAUUAUGUGGGAAGAAGAAUAUUUUUGUAUAUGAGUCACUACUUACUACUGAUUUACAUUACUAAUUGGUAUUGUAUUUGUCAAAUUAGUAACUAGUUGAGUUUUCUUUUUUCUUUUUUUACGUGU